Molecule: messenger RNA, 3374 nt
Organism: Colletes gigas
Lineage: Eukaryota; Metazoa; Arthropoda; Insecta; Hymenoptera; Colletidae
Gene: mei-9
Product: DNA repair endonuclease XPF
Exons: 18
Coding region: 236-2824 (862 amino acids)
Biological process (GO): resolution of meiotic recombination intermediates; nucleotide-excision repair involved in interstrand cross-link repair; double-strand break repair via homologous recombination
Cellular component (GO): nucleotide-excision repair factor 1 complex
Molecular function (GO): damaged DNA binding; single-stranded DNA endonuclease activity; single-stranded DNA binding
Source: RefSeq, a predicted model, not a curated record
AUAAUAUUAAAGAAGGUUAAUCGUUUUACAUUUUGUUCAAAUGGUAUUUUAUGGGGAUUAAGUCGAACAAAUUUGUAGUUGCAUAUCAAUCAUGUUAAACUGCACUGACUAUGAAGAUGAAUUUUAAUGUUAUCGUUUUGUGGGUACCCUAUGUGUUUGUAUUUAAGGAGAAAUUAUUGAUAAACUUGCAACAGGUGACUGCAAUGAUUUUUACUAGGUAAAUUUAUAAGCAAUCAUGUUGGAAUACGAGAAUCAAAUGUUUUUGGAAAUACUCCAUGAGGAUGGUUUGGUUGUUACAGCAAAGGGACUCGGAAUAGAAACUGUAUUUGCAAAUAUAUUAAGAGCUCACACAGAUCCUGGAAACCUAAUUAUAGUCCUGGGGACUACGAAUUAUGAGGAACAAUACUUCAUUGACAUGUUAAAAUCUUUUGGAGUGAAACAUCUGCCCCGCGUUGUAACUUUUGAAUGCUCUUCCGACGAGAGAGCAAUAAUGUAUCUAGAAGGCGGAGUGUUAUUCAUAUCAGGUCGAAUUCUUGUAGUAGACCUUUUAAAAAAUAGAGUUCCGUUAAAUUUAGUUACUGGAAUUCUUGUAUAUAGAGCCCAUAAUAUUUUAAGAUCAUAUCAAGAAGCAUUUGCUCUUCGUUUAUAUAGACAAAAUAAUAAAACUGGUUUUAUAAAAGCAUUUACCAACUCUGCAUUAGCAUUCACUGUUGGAUUUAUGCACGUAGAACGAAUAAUGAAAGCCUUAUUUGUCAAACAAUUGUAUUUAUGGCCACGUUUUCACACACUUGUAAAUAAUAGUUUAGCAAAGCACAAGCCGGAGGUCAUCGAAUUGCAUGUAAAAAUUACACAAAAAAUGUUGAACAUUCAAACUUGUUUACUCGAUGUGAUGAACUAUGUGGUAAAAGAACUGAAAAGACUUAAUAAAUAUUUAGACUUAGACGAAUUAACCGUUGAAAAUGCAAUAGCUAAAAAGUUUCACAAGCAAUUGCAAUCGCAGUUAGAUCCUAUUUGGCAUCAGCUUAGCUCAACUUCAAAACAAUUACUCUCUGAUUUAAAGACGUUACGAGCUCUUCUCGCAUGUUUAACGUAUGAGGAUUGUGUAUCAUUUUAUGCAAUGUUAAACCGCUUACGUACUAUGGAAUAUGCUGUAAAAAAUAGUGGGUGGUUAAUGUUAGAUUCUGUAGACAGCUUGUUCAAAAAUGGAAAGAAUAGAGUUUACAAUGAAAAGAAUGAAUUUAAACCCGAAGAAAAUCCAAAAUGGAAGGCUUUAACGGAAGUGUUGCUCGAAGUACAGCAUCAAAAUAAAAAAGAAGGAAGUGACGGAAAUAGUGAAAAAAUUCUUAUUUUAGUACACGAUCGUAUUAUAUGUUAUCAGUUAAGAAAUUUGUUAACUAAGGGUUUCAAAGAAUAUUUACUUCACGAGGCGAUGAAGAAACUUUCUUACAAAGGGACAGAAAAAAUAAACGAGACUAUAGAAAAAGAAUCAUCGUCUGAUGAGAAAAAUAAGGAGGAUGAUACGAACGAUAACGAACAAGAUACUUACGUAUUAACUCAAAAAGUUAACGAAGAAAAUCAAUCUAAUUCAUCAACAGACGAUAACAAGCAUGAAACAUUAUUUGAGGAUUGUUCACAGAUGGCAGACUUGGAUUUAACAAAUGUAACAACAAACGCGCCUGUUAUCAUAAUACAAUCUUUGAAGAAGUACGGUGAUCCAAUGUCUUUACAUCGCGCUUUAGCAGAACAUAUGCCAAAUAAUAUUGUUAUGUACGUAGCUGAUAUUUCGGCUGUGCGGCAAAUUGAAAUUUAUCAAAAUAAUAAUCCAUCGAUAGAUUUGAAAGUAUAUUUCUUAAUUUAUGAAGGUUCUGUAGAAGAACAGGAAUAUCUUACAUCACUACGACGAGAAAAAGAAGCAUUUCACAAAUUAAUCAAUGCUAAAACUACUAUGGUCAUUCCUGAGGAGCAAGAUGGAAAGUCUGAUUAUUCGAGUCUUGCACCGGAAACAGAUACAGACGCGACAGAAAAUACACGCAAAGGUGGAGUUCCAACUCAGCCUGAACUUCCUAACACUGUAAUAGUUGACAUAAGAGAAUUUAGAAGUGAGCUGCCUGCCAUACUAUAUACACGAGGCAUGACAAUUGAACCUAUAACGUUGCAGGUUGGAGAUUAUAUUUUAUCACCGGAAAUUUGUGUAGAAAGGAAAAGUAUUUCUGAUUUAAUUGGUUCUUUGAACAGUGGAAGAUUAUACAAUCAAGCUGUUUCUAUGACAAGACAUUAUGCCAAACCAAUGCUUUUGAUAGAGUUUGAUCAAAAUAAAUCAUUCUGCUUUCAGGGCUAUUACUAUGCUAGUAAAGAUGUACAGAAUAUGUUCGUAACUUCAAAACUUCAGUUAUUGACUUUACAUUUUCCUCGAUUGAAACUCGUAUGGUCUCCUGGUCCUCAUGCAACAGCACAAUUGUUCGAAGAAUUAAAACAAGGAAAUAAUCAACCGAAUGCAGCUAUAGCUGCUCAAAUUGGAUUCGAAGAAAAUAAACAGGCACCGGAAAAAUUCAAUCCACGCAUUCAAGAUUUAGUUGCCAAAUUACCAGGAGUUACCACCAAAAAUUUGGAAACAAUUUUGAAUAAAGGACAAUCAUUAGAUCAUCUCAAUACGCUUACAAAGGAGGAACUUACGAAAAUGAUCGAAAAUAAGAACGAUGCACAAAUGUUAUACAAUGCGUUUCACGAGAAAAGCUCUCCGGUUGAAGAAAAAUCAAAGAUAGUUAAUAAAAAGGUUGUAUUCAAAGGUCGUGAAAAAAAAUUGUUCACUAAAAUCAAGCAAUGAUGUUUGAAUUAUAUUUUAAUUAUAUAUGAAAUUUGAAAUCAUGUUCACUGUGUGAUAUAAAAACAAUUAUAUGUAGAUAGAUUUAUUUCCUGCUUCCCCUUAGGGUUACACUUCCUCCCCACCUUACAUUUCCAUCUCUCCCUUAACCUAACUUAUCCUACUUAUCCUACUUAUUCUACUCUUACUCUACUCCUCACUGCCCUUACAUCCUCCCCCCGCCGCUUUUCCCCUCUCUCUCAUUUCCUUUCGCCGCACGCUCUUAUCCUAAUCCUACGCUACUCGCUCUCUCUCUCUCUCUCUCUCUCAUCUCCCUUCGCCGCACGCUCUUAGCCUAACCUUACGCUACUCGCUCUCUCCCUCUCUCCCUCCUCCCUUCUCUCCCACUCCUCCACCCCCGCUCGCCCUCCCCGCCGUCGACUUCCAUUUCCGCCCUUGCAUUCCAUUCCUUCAUUCACUCCUCCCCUCAUCCCCCCCUUCCCCCCUCUCCACCUCUUUCUCUUUCCUCCUGACCUCCAGCCUCUUUAUCCACCCCUCCCCUCCCCCUCCCUCG